Cynara cardunculus var. scolymus (artichoke) is the source of this 657-nucleotide messenger RNA. RefSeq lists its product as uncharacterized. NCBI's taxonomy places the organism in Eukaryota, Viridiplantae, Streptophyta, Magnoliopsida, Asterales, Asteraceae. The record is from RefSeq and is a predicted model, not a curated record. Bases 1 to 657 code for a protein of 218 amino acids. The transcript has 2 exons.
AUGAUAAAUAUUAAGGUGUUUGACUCAUGGAUGUUACAAAUCAGAAAUGACACUGCCUACGAUGAUGUAACAAAUGAAUUGCUAAAGUUGCCCGCUGGCAUCUUCCCAGAAACAGUUGGCAACCCGAUUGAAUCAGUGGUUGAAAUGAUAUAUCAUUCUCUCUUGAAAAACUGUAAUAGUCCUUCAUAUAUAACUGAAAGGGUAAUUCUCAUGCCAAAAAAUGAUAUGGUCCAAGAAUUGAACACAUUUAUCAUGGACAUGCUUCCAGGAGAAGGAAAAACAUAUCUAAGUUCAGACACGAUUUGCAAAGGAAGUGUACAAACAAAUGAUGAAGACCUCAUUUAUCCAACUGAUCUUAAAGAGUUUGCAAUUCAAUGGCGUUCCAAAUCACGAGAUUCAGCUAAAGGUAGGAUCCCCAAUUAUGUUAUUACGCAACAUCAAUCAAACAGAAGGAUUGCGCAAUGGAACACGAUUGUUUGUCACAUUACUUGGUACAUGGUUUUCACACAUGGACAACUAUGUGUGGCUAUUUCACGAGUGACAUCGCAUGAAGGAUUAACCAUAAUAAAAGCUGAUGAAGAAAUGGAACACCAUACACUCAUAAAAAACAUUGUCUACCAUGAAGUGUUCAAUAACAUUCAUCCAUCCACCGAGUAG